This is a messenger RNA of Gaeumannomyces tritici R3-111a-1, 2285 nucleotides long. RefSeq lists its product as hypothetical. The transcript has a single exon. Bases 229 to 1899 code for a protein of 556 amino acids. Lineage: Eukaryota; Fungi; Ascomycota; Sordariomycetes; Magnaporthales; Magnaporthaceae. The record is from RefSeq and is a predicted model, not a curated record.
CCUCUUGGCUCAAGAUUUAUUCAUCUCCUUGCCUCUAUAUCAUACCCAACAGUCUCCAGGUUUAUGCUCUUAUCCCCGCUUCAUUUUUAUCCCGCUGCAAGCCAACGCCUGUCGGGGCUGCUGGUCAACCGCAUUCAAGCGUUCUAGCAUCUUAUUUUAGCGCAGUCAAGGUGCAGUAACCCCCUGUUGCUUGAUUGUCUCCUGGUCUGCAAGACCUGAUCAACAGCCAUGGCCCGUGAUGAGUCGGCCCGCAUCGCGGGCGUGGGGAGGUGGUUCCCAUCGCUGCCAAACGACCGCGUAGAGAACUCGGAGUGGCGCCUGGACAUCAUCACGCUGCUCGCCGUCAUCGGCGAGUCGUCCAUGGCGGAGCACUCGCAGACCAUCACCUCGUCGGCCCUCUGCCUACUGCCCCGCAUCCUGCCGGCGCCCCAGGCCCUGCUCAAGCCCGUCCGGCCCCACCGCAUGCCGUCGACCGCGGCCAAGGUCACGGGCGUCAAGAGCGGCGUCGCGCUCGACUCGGUCGCCUUCUUCGCAAACAUCAUCAUCAAGCUUGACGACAUCAAGCCGUUCGAGUUCCGCGUCAUAAACAUCAAGCACAAGGACGAGGCCAACGCCGCCGGCGACAUUGUCGUCAAAAGGUCCCCGUCCCACGGCUCCCCCUCGGCCAUGGACUACGUCCGCCGGCUUUUUCGCCUCGGCAGGAAGAACACGGGCACGUCCCAGGGCGGCGCGGCGGGCCACGGGAUGCUGGGCCGGCGCCCCCCCUCACUGGAAGCCGAGGACAGCAGCGCCACGGCGGUCGGCCCCGGGCCCUCCGCCGCGCGGUCCACGGGCCGCUCCGUCACCUUCAAGGAGUCUACCGACGCGGACGUGGAUCCGGAGAAGGGCGGGGCGGGGCCCCCGCACCACCACCAGCUGCGCCGACGGCCGACGGCCAAGGACAAGAUGACCGACUUCAUCGCGAACCCCACCCUGGCGACGCUCCGCGAGCGUCCCGCGAUCCCCGCAAAGCUCUGGAGCCCCAUCCACGUCCUCGGCAUCUUCUCCAUGCUCGUGACGGUGGCGCUGCUCGUCAUGGCCUGGUACUGGACCGACGGGCCGGCCAUGCUGGCCGUGAGCAUGAUCGGCCUGCAGUCGAGCAUCGUCGGCUGGGCCAGCUGGUGGCGGCCCGUGCUCAUGAAGCGGACGCACACCAACCGGGUGCCCGAGGGCGACGUCGUGAUCCGCACGCGCGAGGGCGCCUUCAUCCUGGUCCGGUGCAGCGAGGAGGUCGGGCGCGAGCUCUUCUCGACGGCCGAGUGCGACUACCGCAUCAAGGACAGCCGCGUCUACCGCCUGCUCAUGGGCCUCGGCACCGUGAUGCUCAUGUUCAGCACCGUGCUGCUCGGCAACUGCUCCUGGAACAUGCAGCUCUUCGUCGGCGCCUCGUACAUCAUCCUCAACGCCCUCUACUGGGCCCUGAGCAUGCUGCCGCCCAGCGACUUUUGGGACCUGGGCCGCUACGACUGGAAGUGGGCCACGCCCGACGACGCGAGCGACGCCCACGGCAGCCUCCUCGACGACGACCACCUAUCAAAGUACGACCAGCGCGAGGGCGUCCCCAGCUUCACCCGCACGCUCUGGUACGCCAUCCGCGAGACCGGGGUCACGGGCUGGGCCGAGCGCGGCGGCGCCGCACCCACGACGCCGCCUUGGCAGCAGUGGCUCGCCGAGGCCGAGGCGGCCGUGGGGGCCGGCAACAGGGAAUGGCCUGCCGUCAGCCGCAAGGACGAGAUUCUGAAGGAGUACUUGGUCAAAACCAGUGCUCCUAGGGCUACGGCCGAGCCGCCUUUGCAGGACCCGGGAAAGCAGCACGCUCCCGCUACCGAGGUGCAAUUGCCAAUCGACGGCACUUGCUGAUGCAACCGCUGCUUUUCAGGGGUUGAUCUAGCGCCAUUUUUCUUUGUUGUCCUUUUCCUUGUUCGAGGCAUCCCCGUUUUCUUGGGUACGUUCAUAAUGUGAUGUCACGCGCGAAUAUUCUGCAUCGUCCAUUAAAUUAGGAUUGUGAUGUCAGUUUUCCUUGUCAGCUAGGCGCUCACCUUGGGUAUAUUGGAAAUGGGUCUUUUAAUAACAAGAGGGACGAACAAGGGUCACUGUAAAUGAAGAACACGUUGGAAAUGGUAGAGACAGGAAAAUAAUAGUGUCCAUAGUAGAUAGUGGCAGGCGUGAGUCCAUCAGUUACCCUCCAGCGCCCAAAUCGACCGCACUGACUUUAAACCCCUGUCCGAGCUCGGGGUCAUGGUCCG